Messenger RNA from Cannabis sativa, 837 nucleotides. Its product is annotated as protein RADIALIS-like 4. The coding region runs from base 356 to 676 and encodes 106 amino acids. NCBI's taxonomy places the organism in Eukaryota, Viridiplantae, Streptophyta, Magnoliopsida, Rosales, Cannabaceae. Gene Ontology annotation, molecular function: DNA-binding transcription factor activity. The record is from RefSeq and is a predicted model, not a curated record. The transcript is spliced from 2 exons.
AUAUGUAUAACCAUAAAAAGAAAAAUAUUCGCCAACUUGGUCUGAAGGAUCAUCAUCUCAUAACACCACCGCCCCAUAAUCUUCCAGCUUAUAAGGAGCAUAGAUAGCCAUCACUACUUUGCCAAACCAUCGAUCGAUAUCACUUCUUAUGAAUAAUAUCUUCUCUUACAUUAUUACUUAUAUUCUUACCAUUUAUCAUAUUCAGACAGCUACCCAACUCUGCUCUUAACUUUUCUUUUCUAGCCACCACCCUUUAGAUCUUAUAUACAUAUAUAUAUAUAUAUAUCACUCUUUUUCUUCUCUGAAGUACUAUAUAUAAACAUCCACACUCACAGCUUAUAAAUUAAUAAUAAUAAUGUCAUCAUCUGCAGGGUCAUCAUCAUUCUGUCAUGCUUGGACGUCUAAGCAAAACAAGCAAUUUGAAAAGGCUUUAGCUGUGUAUGACAAGGACACCCCUGACCGAUGGCAAAAUGUGGCCAAAGCAGUGGGUGGGAAGACUCCAGACGAAGUCAAGAGACACUACGAAAUCCUUGUGCAGGACCUCCUCAAAAUUGAAUCUGACCAAUUCCCUACACCCAAUUACAGAGGCUCUGUCUCUGCCUGCAACCACCUUAGAGGAUUUCCUAAUGAUCAUAAUAAUGAUCAACACAGGCGAAUGAGGAAUCUUAAGCUCUGAGCAUUUGGCUAUUGGGUACGUGAUCAGAAAAAAAAAAAAGAAAUAUAUUAUAUAAUGUAAUGCACCAAGGUAUUAACUGGUUAUGGUUAAGUUGUCUUUCCUUCCCUUUAGUACUCACAAGUGUUAAUAUAUUUAUUAUAUAUGAAAACAAAUAUAUAUUU